This is a messenger RNA of Danaus plexippus (monarch butterfly), 693 nucleotides long. Its product is annotated as thyrotroph embryonic factor-like. The transcript has a single exon. Gene Ontology annotation, biological process: regulation of DNA-templated transcription. NCBI's taxonomy places the organism in Eukaryota, Metazoa, Arthropoda, Insecta, Lepidoptera, Nymphalidae. Gene Ontology annotation, molecular function: DNA-binding transcription factor activity. Bases 1 to 639 code for a protein of 212 amino acids. The record is from RefSeq and is a predicted model, not a curated record.
AUGUCUCUCUGGACGCCCUACGCCGACGACUCAGCGCUUGACCUCACAGUGAAGUGCAAACCUGAAAGGAUUUCUCCGGCUCCCUUCACUGACUUCCAUUAUCAGUAUCAGAGCUCGGCAGCGAGUGUCAAUCCCUAUCCUUACAUGACCUACCCUCAACCCAUGUACGUGCCGGUGGCCGAGUCCUCUCCACUCUCAUCGUGCUCGGGCUACAUCCCUCAACCAGCUCUCAGCCCUAUGAGGACGGGUGUCAUAUCUCCUCCAGAUUCCCCCGUGUCCGUCAAUGACAGGAAACGUCCUGCGUACAUGAUGGAUGUGGACUCACUCUCGGAUGAUCCUGACUUCCAAGCCUUCGAACGAGACGCCAUCAGAGCCAUGGCGGAGAAGAACGGGGGAACUCUCCUCGGCAACAACCCUCGUAUGAGACGAGCGGUGCAGACGACUCAGAACGCUGAUGACUCUUAUAGAAAACAGAGGGAGAGAAACAACUUCGCGGCGAAACAGAGCAGAGAUCGAAGGAAGCUGAGAGAGAUUCAUCUCGCGUUAAAAGUUACGUACUUGAAAAACGAAGUCGCCAAACUCAAGUCUCUCCUGGCGACGAGCUCCUGCCCUAGAUGCCGCCAACCUUGCCUCUGCUAGGACACUUCUUUAGAGUUACUUUAUUUAUUGUAAACUUAUCAGUCAGUAGUUGUA